CGGCCGGGAUCACGUGACGUGUGUCAUGGCGGCCUCCAUGGCCGGCGCUGGUGGGUCGGUGACUCGGCUGAUGCUGGGGGCGGCCGGGGGGCUGCGACUCCGCCUGGGGCGGGGCUUCCGCACGGCAGGGGUGUUCCAGGCAGAAGACGAGAGCUGCACAGCAGAGCCUGCGGGCGACACAGUGAACGUGGUUUUCAUUGACCGUUCCGGGCGCCGGAUCCCCGUGAAGGGGCGUGUGGGGGAGGACGUGCUGCGCCUGGCCCAGAGGCACAACAUUGAACUGGAAGGCGCCUGCGAAGCCUCCCUGGCUUGCUCCACCUGCCACGUCUACGUGAGCCAGGAGUUGGUGGACAAGCUGCCUGUCCCUGACGAAAGGGAGGAAGACAUGCUGGACAUGGCCCCACAGCUGCAGGAGAACUCCCGGCUCGGCUGUCAGAUCAUCCUCACCAAAGAGCUGGAGGGGGUGGAGUUCACCCUGCCCAAAAUCACCAGGAACUUCUACGUGGAUGGCCAUGUUCCCAAGCCCCACUGAAGGCUGGAGGAGUCUCUGGGCUGCCCCUGGCUCUGGGGCUGGGCCUUAUAGAGCCCAAAGCGAGGGGGGCUGGUUGGAGAAGGCUCCCCCUGGGGGCCUGCAGCACUGCUGGUGACAUGGAGAGGUGUGGGAAGGGGUUAGUUUUAAAGGCCCAGGGUGAAGCGCUGAGCUUCCUACAGGCCAGGGUGAGGAGGGGAUAUCAGCAGCAAAGAUGCUAGAAUAACCCCCCUCCCAGCUCUGCCACACACCCCCAGCACCUGUGCUCACAGUCCCAGAGGCGACGUGAGGCCAUACAACAGCCCUAUCUUUUCUGUUCAGGGAAUCUGUAUUUAUUGGUGUUGGUUACCAAACCCCACAGCCCAUCCCAGGGAGCAGGAGGAGGGCAGGUUGUGGGGGGCCCCACAGGGGGUGCUCUGCAUUCUUCCUGUCUGGAGCUCACAGUUUCUCAUGGCGUACUUUAAUAUGCAUUAGGGGCCUUGAUGCAUUCUCUGUGCCGUUUGACAGCAGGGACCAAAGCAGCACGUUCUCUGGGCUGCUCGCUGUGGCUCACCCACUGUAACCUUGGGAUCAGGGCCAACGCCCCUCCCGCAGCCACAUUUUAUUAUUAAAGCUCAUGUUUGUAUGA
This is a messenger RNA of Dermochelys coriacea (leatherback sea turtle), 1157 nucleotides long. RefSeq names its product ferredoxin 2 (gene FDX2). Gene Ontology annotation, molecular function: 2 iron, 2 sulfur cluster binding. The record is from RefSeq and is a predicted model, not a curated record. The transcript is spliced from 5 exons. Gene Ontology annotation, cellular component: mitochondrion. Lineage: Eukaryota; Metazoa; Chordata; Testudines; Dermochelyidae. The coding region runs from base 26 to 532 and encodes 168 amino acids. Gene Ontology annotation, biological process: P450-containing electron transport chain; positive regulation of oxidoreductase activity.